Peromyscus californicus insignis is the source of this 939-nucleotide messenger RNA. RefSeq names its product zinc finger protein 709-like. Bases 1 to 939 code for a protein of 312 amino acids. Lineage: Eukaryota; Metazoa; Chordata; Mammalia; Rodentia; Cricetidae. The transcript has 3 exons. The record is from RefSeq and is a predicted model, not a curated record.
AUGGAAGCACCACAGAAACCCUAUGAAUGUAAUCACUGUAGUAAAGCCUUUACACGUCUUGUUAAUCUUCAAAGGCAUGAAAGGAUUCAUAAUGGAGAGAAAGCCUAUGAAUGUAAUCACUGUAGUAAAGCCUUUACACAUCUCGUUCAUCUUCAAAGGCAUGAAAGGAUUCAUAAUGGAGAGAAAGCCUAUGAAUGUAAUCACUGUAGUAAAGCCUUUACACGUCUCGUUCAUCUUCAAAGGCAUGAAAGGAUUCAUAAUGGAGAGAAAGCCUAUGAAUGUAAGCAAUGUGGUAUAGUCUUUACUUUUCACCGUACUCUGAAAAUUCAUGAAGGAAUUCAUACUGCAGAGAAACCUUACAAAUGUAAUCAAUGUGAUAAAGUCUUUGUAUAUAACAGUCAUCUUCAAAGGCAUGAAAAAACUCAUACUGGAGAAAAACCCUAUGAAUGUAAGCAAUGUGGUAAAACCUUUACACGUGACAGUUCUCUGAAAAUACAUGAAAGAAUUCAUACUGGAGAGAAACCCUAUGAAUGUAAUCAAUGUGGUAAAGCCUUUUCACGUAACAGUUCUCUGAAAAUGCAUGAAGCAAUUCAUACUGGAGAGAAACUCUAUGAAUGUAAGGAAUGUGGUAAAGCCUUUAUAUGUAAUAACCAUCUUCAAAGGCAUGGAAGAAUUCAUACUGGAGAGAAACGCUAUGAAUGUAAUCAAUGUGGUAAAGCCUUUGCAUAUCACAGUUAUUUGAAAAUACAUGAAAGAAUUCAUACUGGAGAGAAACCCUAUGAAUGUAACCAAUGUGGGAAAGUCUUUGCAUAUCAUAUUAGUCUCCAAAUACAUGAAAGAACACAUACUGGAGAGAAGCCCUUCAAAUGUAACCAAUGUGAUAAAGCCUUUAUAUGUAACAGUCAUCUCUACUAUCAUGAAAGAAUGCACACUAGAUAG